Messenger RNA from Zootermopsis nevadensis, 9883 nucleotides. The record is from RefSeq and is a predicted model, not a curated record. Lineage: Eukaryota; Metazoa; Arthropoda; Insecta; Blattodea; Termopsidae.
CGCUUCGUCCUGCUCCAGUUGGCGACCCAUGCCUCUCCCGGCGAGUGGCAUGAGACGAAUGGCAAACGACACGGGUUUCGUGUGAAAUACGAGUCAUGGGCUGUUCUUUUGAUUGACCUUAUGACCUGUGCUCUUGUGAGAUGAUAAUCUUGCUGUCAGCCUAAAAUCCUCAGCCAGUUAGUUUAAGUGAAUUCUUGGGAGUGUUAAAGAACACAGUGUUACCUCUGUCCACUGCAAGAAGUUUCAGUAACGCAACUAAAAACUACCACAUCAGCAGACAACAUGGAUGAUGACAUGUAGAGAAGUGUCGCAUUUUAGCUCAACGACUUCGUCGCUGAAGAGCCUUCAGAGAUACCUUCCUGCUUUUGUCAGCCAGACUCACUCAUACGAGAGCAUAAGCGCCAACUCAGCUUUAAUUCUUUGUAUAAAGGAAGAGCCUCAGGUGAUGGAUUCGUGGCGAUAAAGAAAUUUUGACAACAGAGAAGAGACUGAAGAGAGAGAAUUGUAGAGUUAUUUCGACCGAAUGUAAAUACCAGCUAAAUUCUUUCUGCCUUCCCAGGCAAAGUACGUGCUCGAAUUAUAAAUGGCAUGAGGAAUACCAGUUAUGAAGGUGACUGCCGUGCAGUCUCAUAGAAAUGGACCAACGUCUUAGAGCAAGUGACGGAAACGGGAGUGGAGGUCCUGGCACAGUUCCUGGAGCUAUUCUGGGCCCCGACAUGCUUCCGCCGCAGGGGACGAAUAUCUUUGUUCCGGGGAAACUCCUCAACACAAUGUCGUCUGCUGAAGAUGUCGGGCUCUCUGUACGUAGUGUGGUGCAUCAAUAUACAAAGCGAAAUGUCACAUUGUGUGUUAAAUGUGAAACGAGAGUAAAAGGUGUGUCGAGACGAGUUGCAGCGCAUAACAAAGCCAUGGCUGUGUCAUCUCCACCCACCAGACAUCAAUUAAAGCAGGCCAUGCAAAUCGUAGAAGAUAACUGGCAAUACGAACGAGAAGACGUACAAAAGAAAACAUUUGCCAAGUGGAUUAAUUCACAGCUGCUGAAGAGCUCCCAACCUCCAAUCGCUGACCUGUUUGUAGAUCUGCAGGAUGGUAACCGCCUGUUGUCACUUCUGGAGUUGCUCACAGGAAAACAAUACAAACGAGAGAAGGGUAAUAUGAGAGUACAUCAUUUAAACAAUGUCAACAAAGCACUGCAGAUCUUGGAGCAAAACAAUGUGAAGUUGGUGAACAUAAGUAAUAAUGACAUAGUGGAUGGCAAUCCCAAGCUGACCCUAGGACUGGUGUGGAGCAUCAUUUUACAUUGGCAGGUUCAUUAUCACUUGAAAGAUUUAAUGUCAGAACUGCAGCAGACAAAUUUAGAGAAGACAUUGUUAGCAUGGUGCCGUCAAAACACAAAGGAUUACCCUGGUGUAGAUGUGAAGAACUUCACUACUUCAUGGUCAGAUGGAUUGGCAUUCAAUGCAUUAAUUCAUCACUGGAGGUCACAGCUGUUUGAUUUUCACAACAUUGCAAGAAAACACCCUAAUGCAAGAUUAGAACAUGCAUUCCAUAUUGCACAAGAACAUCUGGGGAUUGAAAGACUUCUGGAUCCUGAAGAUGUAAAUACAUCUGUACCUGACAAGAAGUCAGUCAUGAUGUAUGUAAUGUGCUUGUUCCAAUCUUUGCCUCACUCAGAGAUGGAUAUGAGCCAUUUGGAAGCCUCAGUAUAUUCUGACUCCAGUUCGAUAGCAUCUCCAGGAGUGGAGGGAGGCGUUUUUAGUGUUCCAUCAUCUCGUCCAAUCAGCCUUGCUACAAAUAUUUCUGUAGAGCUUGGUGGUUAUCAGGUAGCCUUAGAAGAAGUACUCACAUGGCUUCUGGAGGCUGAAGACAAGCUCAGUAAUUCCUCAUUGAUUGAAGGUGGACUGGAAUCAGUGAAGGAGCAGUUUCACUCUCAUGAGGGCUUCCUGCUUGAACUAGCAGGCCAUCAGGAGGGUGUUGGAGCAGUACUUGAAGAGGGAGCCCGUAUGCUUUCUGAAGGUGGACUCUCUAGGGAUGAAGAAGAUGAGGUGCGGGUCCAGAUGAGGCUUCUGAACUCUCGGUGGGAAGAUCUUCGUAUUAAAGCCAUGGAAAGGCAGGCUAGAAUUCAUGAAGCCCUUAUGGACCUCCAGCAGAAGCAGAUAGACCAGUUGCGGCACUGGCUGACAUCCACUGAAGACAGAAUAUCUCUCAUGGCAGAAACUUGUCCCAACCAUGAGACUCUUAAACAACAGAUAGAACAACACAAACUACUGCAGCGAGAUUUAGAGCAACAGCAACUAGUUGUGGAUACUCUUUCAAAUAUGGUCGUGGUUGUAGAUGAAAACAGUCCUGAAAGUGCAUAUUCUCAAAUGGAGGACCAGCUGACAGCUCUUGGUGAGCGGUGGGCCCAUAUCUGUCAUUGGACAGAGGAAAGAUACAACAGACUUCAGAACCUUGCAGUGAAGUGGAAUCAAGUGACAGAUGAAUUCCAAGCAAUACAGCAGUGGCUGAACAACAAAGAGACACAACUCAAGCAGCUGGAAGCCAAUCCAUUGCUAGAGAUUGGUGAAGUUCUUGAUAGGAUAAAGAAACUUCAGGUCCUUAGGCUUGAAAUGGAUGUACAGCAAAAAAAAAUUCUAGUCCUUCAGGAUUCUGUACAGCAACUGUCUGGUUCUGAUUUGUCUAGUAGCAACAGUAUGCUAGAAAAAGUAGAAAAUCUACAGGAUCGUUGGGAUGCACUCAUUCAGAUAAUGGAGGCCCAGGGGCAGAGGAUAUCAAAUUCUGGUUUUGAAUUCAACAUGACACCAACAUCAGGAGAAGUAUUCACUGCCAGGGCACUAGGACAACAGAGGGAAAUGAAUGAAACAGUCACAACAGUUACCAGUCAGAAAUUUCAUCAUAGUGAAUCAAAGAAGCGGCGUGUUGGAAGUAAAACUCGUCUGGAAUUUGAAGAAGCUUUAAUUCAGGUCAACUCUUGGAUGGAGUACAUGGAAAGAACUUUAUCCCUCAGGAGAACAGAAAAUGAACAGGGAGCAUUUGAUGGCCUCAGUGUGGAGGAACAGCUUGUGAUGUACAAGAAAAUGGAGACAGACAUUCAGAAUCACAAGGAAGAAGUGGACAGGGUAGUUUCUCUGGGGAAGCAUCUCGUGGAGGAAAUUAAAAGUGAAAAUGAAUCCAAUAAAGAUGAAGAACAUAAAGUCAUAGAGACACAGCAUCGCUGGAGUAGUCUGGCCGCAUUACUGCAAGAGCGAAAGGAACAGAUAGAUUUUCUGAAGGAAAAGGAACUAUUAUACAGUGAAGUAAGGAGUUUAAAUUUGAUUUUGGAAAACUACCAGAAAUGGUUGGAAGGAACAAAAUGUUCUCCCUCAAGGCAAUUAAAUGUUGUACAGCAACUUGAACACUGUAGAAUGAAGAUCAAAUCAAUGAAGUCACAUGAAGACAGCAUCAAUAAGAUGAAGAAACGGACAGCAGACUUGUCAUUGUGUCAACUGGCCAAAAGUGAUGCUGACAGUAUUAAUGCUGAUGUGAAUUACUUCUUGGAGAGAUGGGGAGAACUGAUGCUCAGGUUGGCUGAAAAACAGACUGAAUUGAGUAAUGCAGUGGACAAAUCUCCACCCCAAAAAUACUUAGAAGCCAUGGAAGCGCUUAUGAAGUGGGUUCAUAAUGUGGAAGGAGUAUUGCUUUCUGAACAUGCUGUAGUGGCAGAUACAGUUGUCAUGGAGGACCAGUUGCAGAAGUUCAAAGAGCUCCAGAAGACAAUUGAAGAGCAGCAAAACAGUUUUCAUUAUGUCAACAUUACUGGCCAAGAACUGAUACACAGAGCAGGUUCAGAGACUCAGAGCCAGCGGCUAAAAGAUGAACUACAAGAUCUCAACACUCGUUGGAGUGAUAUUCCAAUAAUCCUUGAUGAAAGACAGAAGAAACUGCAGAAAGACAUUGAAUUGCUGCGCCAGUUUCGAGAUGAGAUGGAAGGCUUGAACUCAUGGCUACAAGAAGUAGAAGCUUUCUUGCAGGCUGAGAAAGAUGUGCCAGUUGGUGACAUAGAGACUCUGGAAGCACAGCUGGAGCAAUCAAAUGCUCUCCAAGAUGACAUUGAAACACUGCAGCCAAAUGUUAACAACAUAGAGAGUACAUCACAGAAACUGCUGAAUAAUGCUGACCCAAACUUUGCAGCAGAGCUACAAUUACAAGUUGAGAUACUGGUUGGGAAGUGGAAGAAGGUGGUAGAAGGAGCAAAGGAGCAAAACAUUUGUUUGAAGGAUGCUUUAGAGAGAAGUAAGAUGGUAAUUGAACAGGUGGAGGAGUUCACGUCCUGGUUAUGCAAACUGGAGACUGAAGUACCAGACACUAGUAGCGUCACAUCCUCAGCAGAGCUAUUCCAGCUGAAGGGUAAAUACCAGACACUCAAGGAUAAAGUAGACAAGAGGACAGAAGAAUUCAGAAAUCUCAAUGAGAAGGGAAAUGAUCUGUUGCUGAGCAGUGAAGGAAACUCAGUUCAGAAUGUUGCAAGAAAGUUCACACAUCUAAAUGCCAAAUGGAGUGAUGUAACAGAUGGAAUCUACAAUAAGUUUAAGAUCCUUAAAGAAGCUUCACAUGAAUAUGGUGAAUUUAGAGCCUUGGUUGCCCAAGAAAUGGAUUGGUUGGACAAACUAGAGAAGCGAUUAAGGAAAUCACCGAAGUCUGCUGCAGAUGCUGAAGAAAUUUCAGAUGAACUUGAUGACCUUGAAAACUACAUUCGGAAUCAUCCAGAAGCUCGCCUGGCCAAGAUCCAGGAUAUUGGACGUCAUUUUGUGGAUGAUGGCAUCAUGUCACAGACAGUGAAAUCAGAUGUGGAGGCUAUUACAUCAAGGUGGAGUCAUCUGAGUCAGCAGGCUAGGGAUCGUACCGUAUUGCUUGAGGACUCUGUCCAGGAGGCUCAGGAGUCGGAAAGCCAUAUCCUAGAGUUCCAGGAAUGGGUAACUCAUGUAGACGCACUACUAACAGCACGUGUUGAAAACGACCUCACCGCCGACGAUUUGCCGGAUGAUGAUCAGAGACUUGUUGAAGAAUUUGAAACCCAGGAAAGCACACUGAAGGAAAUGAAAGAGCAGGUGCUGACAUACACGUCUGCAGGAAAGCAUGAAGCAGCUGCCAGACUGCAGGAACAAAUGCUCCUCCUGCAGAAGCGCUUCUCAGAAGUCCAGCUCAAGUUCCAGAGAUUCCGAUCCCCAUCGAACUUAGAGCCCCGGCUUGCAAGAGCUUUGAGAGAACUGAGAGGUGUGGAGGAGGCAACUUGCCUGUUGGAACUUGCUUCUGAUGAUCCAGAAGGGAUUGAAGGACAACUUAAGCAUUGCACGAGAUUUUAUCACACACUUGCUGAUAUAAAGGGAGAAGUGGAGAGCAUAAUUAAAUCAGGUCGAAAGCUGGUGGAAGAUAAAGCUGUUCCAGACCCUCAGAAGUUCACGACCAGGAUUGACACUUUGAAGGAACUGUAUAACAAGCUGGGUUCUCAAAUAACAGAUGCUAAAGUUACAUUAAACUCAGCUUUAGGACUGUCACAGAACUUGCAGAGAGAUAUUCCAGCUUUGAAUGAAUGGAUUAACAAUGUUGAAGUCCAGCUAGAUGAAUUUGAAGCCACAGGAGGAAUUGAUACAAAUUUGGAUUUACAAGUCGCAUAUCUGAAGAAAAUAUUAGAGGAGGAUAUUCCAAAGUGGAAUCUGAAGAAAGAGAGUAUAAAAUCAUCAUAUAAAAUAUUUUCUGGCCUCUGUGAUCCUGUUUAUUUGGAAGUAUUAAAAGAAAGGGUGAAUGACAGCAUGAAGAAAUGGGAGAAAUUGAAUGGAAGGUUGAAGAACGUGUCUGCCGUGCUGGAGAAUGCAACUGCAGCUAAAAGCAAACUUGAGCAAGUCAACUGUUCAAUGGCAGAAAUAAAUCAAUGGUUGAAUGAGAUAGAGAAAAGUGUCCAUGAACUGGAUGCUCUUGCUGUAGAUCAGCUUUCAGAGAAACAUAUUUCAGAAUACAAGGUGUUGCAGAAUUCUAUGUAUGCACAUAAAGGUGAUGUGGAUGCCCUGAAAGACACAGCCCUGGACUUAAUGACAGUUCAAUGGCAUCAACAAGAACUCAAGGCCAUUAUAGAACCACAACUAGUUCAGCUUAAUCACCGUUGGGAAGAGCUUUUGCAUAGGAUUUGUGGUUGGGCUCAGAAAGUUACUGUAUUGACCAAGAGUCCUUCUGCCACUACUAGUGAUAUUCCUUUAACAACUGACAUGCAAACUACACCCUCAUCUGGAGAUUCUAGGGGGAGAGAGCCACAAGAAAUUUCAUUUCUAGUUUCGGAGGAAAAAUAUCAUGUACCUGUGACAGAACCACAAGAGCAUGUUGCACCAAAGUCGUGUCUGGUUACACAGCAUAAAAAUGAUAAUCUUGAAGCUGAAAAAAGUGUUCAGAAAAUAUUUAUUGAACAUGAAGCAGUAGAACAGGAAUGUAUGGGCUACCUGAAUCCUGUAUUUGAAGAUUUAUUAGACCGAGAUGAAGUUACAAAAAUUCAGGGUGAAGAAGCAAGUAAACCUCUUGUAGGGAACACACCAGAAAAACCUGAGGAUCGAAUGGAAUCUGAACCACCAGCAGAAGUAAGGCAAUAUCCGGAAAUUGUCAUUUAUGAUGAUACUCAGCAUAGAUAUUUUGUGAGUGCAGUACCAGAUGAAAUAAGAACAGUGGAAUUACCUGAAACAGUUGGAAUAACUGUAAAUAAACGAGAAGAAAAAGAUCAAAAUAGCAUAGUAGGCAAUGCAACUGAAACUGGAGUUAUUGCAGAUCCAAACCAAGGGGAUAAUGUGAAAACAUUAGAAUCUUCUGCAUAUGCUUCUCAAGAUGUUGAUGAAAUGGAUACAUUUUGCUUGGCAAAGGACAGUAUACUCUUCUCUCAAGUGUCAACGAACACACUUGUGACCAGUAAUGCCAAGGUGGAGCAUGUAGGCUCCGAGCAAGAGGCAGAUCCUUGCCAAGUAGUAGAGAUAAAGGAAAUAGAAAUUUUAAAGUCAGUAGUCUCUUCUUUGGAACCCAUUAAGCAUGUGGUAUACCCCAGCAGAAGCAUAGAAACAAUGGUAGAGUUUGGCCCCCAUUCUGUUGAAAUGGUGGAAAUCGUUGAGGACGCUGAAACAGAACCUGAGGAGUCUGCACCAGAGACCGAUUCUGAGUCACCUGUUAAAUCAACUAAUGUCCAAGGAGACACAAGGAAGAGGCCGUCAACAUUACAGUUGCAUGAUGUUCAGGGAGGUGCUACUGAGCAUCAAGAAGACGACUUUGACACUGUUAUCUCUAACAAAAAAAUUGCUAGAUUAUCACUGGAAAAUGUUGAGCAACCACCAUCUCAACGAUUAUCAGAUGAAGAAAUUAUCAGGGCGAUACUUUCUUCACGAAAGGAAGCUUAUGUCAGCAAGCACAGAGAAAAGCCUCAUCCUGUUACAUCACAGAGAGCAGUUGUAACAAGCAGUGAGGUCCCCAAAUUACCUGUCCAUACAUCAGUGACCGUAAGUCCACCGCAACCCACUCCACGAACCUCAAAAGGACAGAAAGAGAUGGUGUCCACUCCUCUUGCCAAGGAGAUGGCAGCAUUUCAAGAAGCAGCACAGCAGAUGAUGAAGAGAAUGGAUGUGAUGAUCGUGACUGUAAAGGGAGUUGGCAGUGAAAAGGAUCCAGGAAGGAGGUUGGAGGUACUAGAACAUGAAUUAAGUUUCCUGGCUCCUGAUAUUGCAACACUCAUCAGUCGAGGAGAUGGUUUAAUCCUGACCGUCCAUUCCACUGAUCCAACUCAAGCUGAAAUGCUAAAGGAAUCAUCACAGGACAAACUAAGAAAGAAGUGGCAGGAAGUGAAAUCAGAGUGUGAGGCAAGGAAAGUGGAGGCUCAGCAAUGUGAGAAUGAAUUAAAAGAGUACAACAAGUUAGUGGCUGAAUUACAGAUGUGGUUAAAGGAUGCCAAAAGAAGGUUGGAACAAGCAAAUAAUGAGGAGGUUCAGUUGAAGGCUUUCCAGGAGGAGUUUGAAAAGAAAGAAAAAGAGAUUGCAAGACUGAAUGAGAAAUGUACAGAACUUCAGAGAUUGAAAAUUGGUUGUGGUGAUACUGAGGGUACAGUUACAAAAAUAAAUGAAAAAUGGCAAGAUGUAUGUGGACAGUUUCAACAUUUCCAGAAAGACUCUAAGGAGAAGAUUGUUCAUGACAGCAAAGUGGAUAUUGGAGGAAAUCGUGCAGCAGAAUUUGUGACAAGGGUCAAUAAGAUCAGAGAAGCUGCUUCAACUAUAUCAAGGCAGCUAAAUUCCUUUCCACUUACUGGACGGGAUUAUGAGUCUUUUCCUGCCCAGGAAGAGUGCUUGAAGAAAGUGAAAGAAAAUCUUAGUGCCCUAAAACCUAGUGUAGAUGAAAUCGAAUAUGACCGUGAUGGUGUGAUGAGAUGGGCAAAAAGAGAACAGGGUGAUCAAGUGAGACGCAUUGUGGAUAAACUGCGAGAGGAGUGGUCACAGGUCAACAGGGGUUACACUGAAAGGCACAACCGAUGGUUAAAAUGUAUGGAUACAUGGCGUAACCUUCAUAAUAACUGUCAGGCAUUUGGAGAGUGGUUAAGCACUGCUGAGAGAAUAAUUGUUGAAUGGCAGAAUGCCGAUCUACCACUUUCUGAAGCAAAAGCAAAACAGAAAGACCUGGAGAAGCAAGUCACCAUGAAGCACAGAACAAUGAAGAACAUUGGAAUAGCAAGUCGUGAAAUUGUUGGGCAAACACAACCACCAGAAAGCACAAAUAUCCAGCUGAUGGUUGAUGAUUUGCGGCAUCGAUGGCAGGCUGUUCUAGCAGAGCUCACCACAAGAAGGGAUAAGAUCACUGCCAUGGAGGCUGUUGCCAGUCUGAAGGAUGAAGCUAAACACUUUCUGGACUCAACCCAGAUUUGUUUGGAUCAAGUCAAAGCUUUACUGGAGUCAACAGCUAAUACUUCAGAUGAUAUGUCCCUUGCUGUCAGGCUUAGUAUGGUAAAGGCAUGUGAGGAAGAAUUAGCUGAGAAAAAGCAAGAAAUGGAAAAAUUUCAUAAAUAUAAGCAGAUACAAAGUUUUGAAAAGUUAAAGAAUCUUAGCACUACAAUGGAGAAGGCUUCAUCUAAUUUAUCAGACCACCAUGAAUACAUAGAAUGCAAAUUGUUGUCCCUGAAGAAAUAUACAAGUCAUUUGGAUGCUGUAAUUGCUUGGGUCAUGGAGACAAAAACAAGAAUCAACAUAAGCAAGGAACUUCCUGACAAGGAGAAGAAGAGGGUUAUAGACAACAUCAUGAAUUCUGUCUAUGACCAUGAGACUGAAGUAAAAGAGGCAUUGGAAAACUUCACAAACUUGGAAAAGGAAUGUGAAGGUGAAAAGCAUCUUGUGUCUGUAGAAUUACAGGAAAAAAUAAAGAAGCUUCGUGAAGACUGGCAGUACGUGAAGAACAGAGGAGAAGAGGUGUUGUUACAAGAUGUCAAUGUUCAGGGAGCAGCAGCACUUACGACCAGAGAAACUGCAGCAUCCGUUGCAUCUGCAGCUAACGUUCACACAGGUUUUUUUAAUGGAAUCUCACAUAUCGGAUCUGAGGUACCGGCGUCUGAGAUCAUACGUAUGUCCUUCCUUCCUCGUAGUUGAGGAGCCGACCGGCAUCCGAACUCAUAACAAACCACAGCUGAUCAGAGCAGAACCAACGCAGACAAGCAGGCUACCACACUGGCCAAGAAAUUUCCGACCGUGAAUCUCUCAGCACGUGCCGCGUUUGAACUUGAAGUGGUUGUAUAUGAAAAUCGACACUUUUCCGGUCUAAUGUUUAUUUUGCAUUUCUUACUUCUUUGUGGUCAUACAACAUGUGGUUAAAACUAUUAAACGCAACACUAAAUCACCGUGUAUAU